CCGGCUCCCUGCAAAGCGGCCUUAUUUAUCUGGGCACGGCCUCAGCCUCCCCGGUGGGAGGCUCGGGGCAGCCGGUCCUCUCCCACCGGGGAGCUCCUCUCCGGGCGCGGCCGAGGGGGCCGGCCAGGCCGGGGCGCGGGGCGCGGCUGGGCCCUGCCGGCCAGGCCAGCACCUCGGCCGCCUCCCCGCUUCGCCAGCGCCCAUGCCGGGCUCCCCAUGACGAGAAGACGCCCGGUGGACAGCGUGGCAUGAGCCAGGUGCCCGGGUCGAGAUCGAGCGAGGAAGAUGUCGAGCCCGGGUGUGGACGGCGACCCCAAGCCUCCAUGCUUGCCUCGAAAUGGCCUGGUAAAGCUGCCGGGCCAGCCCAAUGGCCUGGGUGCGGCCAGUAUCACCAAGGGCACACCAGCUGCCAAGAACCGCCCCUGCCAGCCGCCACCCCCACCCAACCUCCCCCCACCCAGCCUGGCUGCCCCGCUGCCACGGGCUGCCCUGGCUGGGGGCCUGUGCCCCCCAGCGGGGCUUCCCCUUGGUGGACCAGCCUCAGCCCCAGUUCCUGGGCCCCCAGUGGAGAGGCCGCCACUGGCCACAGAUGAAAAGAUCCUCAAUGGCCUCUUCUGGUACUUCUCAGCCUGUGAGAAGUGCGUGCUGGCCCAGGUGUGCAAGGCCUGGCGGCGUGUGCUCUACCAGCCCAAAUUCUGGGCGGGCCUCACACCUGUGCUGCACGCCAAGGAGCUCUACAAUGUGCUGCCCGGCGGCGAGAAGGAGUUUGUGAACCUGCAGGGCUUCGCUGCGCGUGGCUUCGAGGGCUUCUGCCUGGUUGGCGUCUCUGACCUAGACAUCUGUGAGUUCAUCGACAACUACGCACUCUCUAAGAAGGGUGUCAAGGCCAUGAGCCUCAAGCGCUCCACCAUCACCGACGCCGGCCUGGAGGUGAUGCUGGAGCAGAUGCAAGGGGUCGUGCGCCUCGAGCUGUCGGGCUGCAACGACUUCACCGAGGCGGGGCUGUGGUCCAGCCUGAGCGCCCGGAUCACCUCGCUGAGCGUGAGCGACUGCAUCAACGUGGCCGACGACGCCAUUGCGGCCAUCUCGCAGCUGCUGCCCAACCUGGCGGAGCUGAGCUUGCAGGCCUACCACGUGACGGACACGGCGCUGGCCUACUUCACAGCACGCCAGGGCCACAGCACGCACACGCUGCGCCUGCUCUCCUGCUGGGAGAUCACCAACCACGGCGUGGUCAACGUGGUGCACAGCCUGCCCAACCUCACCGCGCUCAGCCUCUCCGGCUGCUCCAAGGUCACCGACGACGGCGUCGAGCUCGUAGCCGAAAACCUGCGCAAGCUGCGCAGCCUUGACCUUUCGUGGUGCCCGCGCAUCACCGACAUGGCGCUCGAGUACGUGGCCUGCGACCUGCACCGCCUGGAGGAGCUGGUGCUGGACAGGUGUGUCCGCAUCACGGAUACUGGCCUCAGCUACUUGUCCACCAUGUCGUCCCUCCGCAGCCUCUACCUGCGAUGGUGCUGCCAGGUGCAGGACUUCGGGCUGAAGCACCUCCUGGCCAUGAGGAGUCUGCGUCUCUUGUCUCUGGCAGGCUGCCCGCUGCUGACCACCACGGGGCUGUCGGGCCUGGUGCAGCUGCAGGAGCUGGAGGAGCUGGAGCUGACCAACUGCCCCGGGGCCACCCCCGAGCUCUUCAAGUACUUCUCGCAGCACCUGCCCCGCUGCCUCGUCAUCGAGUAGCGCGGCCCCCCCCCCCCGCCCCCGGCGCAGGAAGCCGCCACGCGCGGGGCGGGGACGCCUUUUCCCGGCCCUGCCCUCAGGGGAGCCCUCGCGCCCGCCGCCCAGCGCGGGAGGCAGGGCGAACCCAGUGACGCCGGCCCCGCGCCCCUCCCGGCCCCGCCCGGGCAGGGGGGGCGGUGGGCGGGCCCAGCCCCACGCACGCACGCACACUCGGGGACUCCGUGCAUGCCCCUCGUGCCCGCACUGCACGCCCGCCCUCCACCGCACCACAGCCGCCUCCAUCAUUCGUCCACCCGCUGGGGGGGGGGGGGCGGGGUUCUGUCCUAGGGGGCGCUUCGAGCUCUCCUGACGGCCGCCCUCACCGCCUUCCCCGCCACACCCCGCUCUGUCUCCCCGCUGUCCCCCCAUCUCGGGCAGGGCCCAGAGGGAUUGAGGGGAGCUGGGUCCCCCAGGUCACAGGGGCCAGAAGAGACCCAAGGGCUUCCCGCAUCUUCCACUGCACCGUGCCUGAAGCCCUCGGAGGGUGCGAGGGGAAACAGGCCACCGCCAAAGCCAUGGCCCGCCAAGGAGCCCACGACCCUCCCGCCCUUGCCCCACCUCACGCCAGCCUGACCCGAGACCCCCCCUCUUCCUGGCCACUGUAUGAGACAGUCCCCUGCUCGCCCCACCCCGCCACUGGCAGGCCUAUGGGUCCCGGGGUCGUCUGGCCAGACCGGGGCAGCAUUGUGUUGAGGGAGGGAAAGCCCUGCUAACAAUGACAUUGGUAUAACCCACAUUAACCGAGCCGGGUGUAGCUUACCUCAUGCCCAGCAGGCCACCGCCAUCUUGAGAAACCACAAGCUGGAGCGACCCUCAGGCCCCUCAGGCCUUGCAGACAACCCUGGUUGAGCCCCACACCAGUCUCUGUAGCUAGCUGGGCCCAGCCCCGUGGGCGCCACGCUUUAUCCUGGGCACGUCUCUGUCAGGUGGAAGCUGGAAACGCGAGCCCCAGCCAAGGCUCAGGAUCAGCGCCAGCCGGCAACCGCAGCCCCACAGUGGCCAACACACCCUCAGCACCCACAGGAGAGAGGGCUCCUUUCUAGCUGCACCCCCCCCCCAGCUCCCCAAACCUCUGCCUGCCCAGAUGGGCUCUCGCCAUGUUCUGUCCAACCCAAGACAUACGCAAGUCCUGGGGAUGCUGGCACAUCUUGGCAAUUGCUGAGGAGGGGGCUGGGGCCCCUUUCCAUCCCAACCUUGAGCCCCAGGAAAUACAGUGCCCACACCCAAUCUUGGGACACCCCCCGUCUGGUUGGAAGAAAGUAACCAGUUUCCAGAGAGCCAGAGAGUGAGCGAGAGAGCGAGAGAGAGAGCGAGAGCGAGCGAGCGAGCGAGCGAGAGAUGCUGUUGAAGCGGAGAAACAGUUCAACGGCCCAAAGAUUUCCCUGUCCCGGAGUGCCCGAGGGAGGCUCCGGGGCUGAGAUGGUCAGGAGCCAGUUUCUUCAGCCCCUCCCCCCACAGCCCCCCAGUGGGGAGGAGGCAGCUGUCCAUUUGUCCAAAGUAUUGAUGCAACUGAAGCUGUGAUAUUUCCAACGACUGUAGGAGGAAGAUUUAAGGGGAGAGAGGAAAACAAAACAAAACCAACCACCCCCUAAAAUCAUUUUCUUAUUGUACAUAACGACCUCAUUCUCCUGUAUAUGCGGAAGAUAUAACCUUAUAUUUGGUAAGUGUUUCUUGUGCUAUUUUAUCACGUGACCUGUUUAUAAAAAUAUAUAUUAAAAAAGUUGUAAAAACA
Molecule: messenger RNA, 3508 nt
Organism: Hyaena hyaena (striped hyena)
Lineage: Eukaryota; Metazoa; Chordata; Mammalia; Carnivora; Hyaenidae
Gene: FBXL16
Product: F-box and leucine rich repeat protein 16
Exons: 6
Coding region: 286-1737 (483 amino acids)
Biological process (GO): SCF-dependent proteasomal ubiquitin-dependent protein catabolic process
Cellular component (GO): SCF ubiquitin ligase complex
Molecular function (GO): protein binding
Source: RefSeq, a predicted model, not a curated record